Echinostoma caproni is the source of this 552-nucleotide messenger RNA. The record is from the annotation of a GenBank genome assembly. NCBI's taxonomy places the organism in Eukaryota, Metazoa, Platyhelminthes, Trematoda, Plagiorchiida, Echinostomatidae.
AUGCGUGUUUCCCUCAAAGAGUUUGUUUAUAUCACCUCUUAUUGUGCACCUCAAUCCUUCACCAAUCCCGGUCAGGGUCGUCGUAUGCUGGUUUUGGCUACAACCAGCUGUCGUGCGGAAUUGGCCGAACAGAACUUGACUCAAGUGUUCUCGUGGCACAUCCAUGUAAGUCCAAUGACUCGACCGGAACAUAUCAUGUCUGCACUGGAAGAGGAUGAUCGGUUCACUCAGGCCGAACGACAGCGUAUCGAACGUUGCCUGGCUGGGAAGAACUCCCUACCAUUUUUAAAAAACCCGUUUCCGGUUCCUUCUUCUUCAGACUCUGCAUUGGUAUCAAACANUGGUUUCAAAGGUACGUGUCUGCUUCGUUAUCUUUUACCCGAGUUGUUCCCUCAAACCUACUCGUUUAAUCGUUUCAUGUCAGAAACCACACUUCCCAAAGCGAAAGUGUCUUUUCAUUUGGCAAGUACCGAUCCGGAAUAUCGGGUUUCCACGUUCCUAACUAAACUAGAAGAAGAAGGAAUGUCUCCAGAAGAAGCAUUGCGCAUGUGA